Molecule: messenger RNA, 153 nt
Organism: Phalacrocorax carbo (great cormorant)
Lineage: Eukaryota; Metazoa; Chordata; Aves; Suliformes; Phalacrocoracidae
Source: RefSeq, a predicted model, not a curated record
CAUGUCCCCUAUACCUCCCCGUGUCCCCAAUGUCCCCCGUCCCCCCAUCGCCCCGUGUCCCCAUUGUCCCCCCAUCAUGUCCCCAAUGUCCCAAUGUCCCCAAUGUCCCCCCGUGUCCCCCUGUGUCCCCCAUCCCCCCCUGUCCCCCAUGUC